Molecule: messenger RNA, 7496 nt
Organism: Anneissia japonica
Lineage: Eukaryota; Metazoa; Echinodermata; Crinoidea; Comatulida; Comatulidae
Product: integrator complex subunit 1-like
Exons: 45
Coding region: 167-6559 (2130 amino acids)
Biological process (GO): U2 snRNA 3'-end processing
Cellular component (GO): integrator complex
Source: RefSeq, a predicted model, not a curated record
AACAACUUUUUUUCGCACUGCGCGCGGCAGACGACAGACGAGACGUGCCGAUAGCCUCAGCCUCCAUCAACACUUUCUCAGCUCUGGCAGAGUCAAGCCAAACGGACGGCGAAAGCCUAGGCCUAGAUAGUGUUGGCCUAGGAAUUAGGUAUUAAUAAUUAAGAAAAUGGAAUGGAAAGGAGGGAGAAAACCAUCACGAGGAAGAGUGCACCACCCCAAAGAUGUGAUCGCUCUUGGAUCAAAAGGCUCAGAUGUCAAAACCUCAUCCGCAGCAAGACCCUCAAUUCACGACCGUAAACGUGAAGCAGGAUCAUCAUUACAACAAUUUGAGCCAAAGCGCAAGUUGUUGAGCUCAACCCUAACGCCUCUAGGUACCAAGAUGUUGAGCCCAACCCUAACUCCUCUGGGUAGAGGUUUUGAAAUUGGAAAGAACGCUUCACCAAGCUCAUCAACUACUACACACGGGGACUCAAUUGCUAUAGAAGUUCUUCCAAGGGAACUUGUUGAUAAGGUGCUGGAAGCAGAUAGUAAUGAAGAGGAAGACCACGUAGACGCUCUGCUGUGUGGAGCUAUCAAAAACAUGAAGCAGAAUCGAGCCAAACCCGACUCCACACUGUACCUAGCAUUGAUGUAUCUUGCUAAGUCCAAGCCUUACUUAUUUCUUUCAAAGGUUGUAAUGGAGUCAAUCUGCAGUUUGCUGAAGCGUGACAUCGGUCUUAGCUUCAAGAGUAAAGGUAACCCGUUGGUGUCGGUACUUGCCUGUAACCUGCUGAUGACUGCAUUUUCUGAAGAAGACAACUGGCCUGAAGAUUUUGUUAAAGUAUAUAUUGAGGAUAGCCUGGGAGAGAGAGUUUGGGUUGACCAACCAAAAUGCAAGGAAUUCAUAACCAAUGUGCUGACUGCUUUUGGGACGAGAUUGCCACCGCAAAGCAUAGAUCCAUUUUCAUCAAGAUUAGUGAGUGGUUCACCUGAUAUCUCCAGUGCAAGUGCUAGUCCUUCUCAUGAUGAUGGUGAUGCUGUGUCUGAUGCUGGCGAUAGUAUUGCGGCAGAUGUUACAGAAUCCCUGACUUCACAAGAAUCUAUCAACUUUACAAGCCCAAGGUACAGCCUGAUUGCAAACAGUAUUGACAAAUAUAUUGUGGAUUUGUUGAAAGAACAGUUGGCGCGUCGACAGGCGAUGGAUAUUCCACGCAACCUGCUGAGGCUGUUGACGGUGACUGCUGGUUUGACGGAGGUUCGAUUACUCGUGGUGCAGCGACUGGAGAUGUGGCUACAGAAUCCAAAGAUUACAAGACUUGCGCAAGAAGUGUUGAUGUCAAUAUGUAUGAACUGCAGCGGAAAAAACCCAAGUGACCGCGAUCUUAUUAGCCAUCUAAUCAAAAUACGCAUGAAGACCAAGCAACUCGUAAGUCACUACAUGGCGUGUAUCAAGGAGCUUGUUGACUUUGAUCCUGAAAAUUUGAGCAUCGUUAUAAAACAUGUUAUCUACAAUGAGUUAUCAAGUGCCAGAAACCCAAACAAUAUGGUGGUGUUGUCAACCCUCUUCAGCCACUCACCAGAAGCAAGUGCUAACUGUCUGGCAAAUGUAUUCCAAGAGCUGUUGAUGAACAGGGAUGAUUACUUGCGGGCUGUACGAGCAUUAUUCCGGGAAAUUGUCCGCUCUCUACGUUAUGAAAUUGAUAUGCCAGCAUUUUGUCGUGGACUGAUGAAAGAACGUCUUGAUUCAACAUUUAUUGAUUUAGAUCAACAAAUUAAGGAGCGAAUGCUACAAAGCACAACUGACCUGCUGUCGUUGUCUAUUAUGGUGUUGGCUGUUUCACCAACUGUCAAAGAAGCCAAGGACAGCCGCAAUAACCCAGACAGUAAAGACAUUUUAAGAAACGUCAGGAAAGUUGUGUCGAAGAUCCAUCGUGACGCAGUCUGGUGGCUUCACACAGUGGUUCCCAAGAUGUAUCAGAAUAUUCAAACAACGUUUCUGCCAUGUUUACGUAAAGUUCUUUUAAUGGAUGCCUUAGAGUCUUAUUGUAAGGUGGACAACUGGCCUCAAGAAAUUGAGCGAUCAGUCAUGGCAUACCUGUUCUUUCAAGGUAUUCCAGUUGAGGAAGACACGUUAAUACGCCUGCUUUUAAUGGGCUUGAAUCAGUUGCCUGUCCCCGCCCAGGAAGCAUUUGACAUCAUUGAUUUCAUUGUCAAACGGGCCGUUGCUGGGGUGAUAAAAACUUUUGAUUACAACUGUAUUCAUGUGGAGAAAAAACAGUUAAUUGACUUUGUGUUGGAUCUCAGUGCUUAUCAUCACCCUGACAACAUAGCAUUGCCACAGGGAUUUCAACCGCCAAGCCUUGCUAUAUCCAAGUUGUAUUGGAAAGGAUGGUUGUUGCUUGUCAUUAUUGCUGCUUUCAAUCCAAGUAGUAUUGGUCGUAUUGGAUGGGACAAUUAUCCAAUGCUUAAAUGUUUUAUGGAGAUGGUUAUGACAAAUAACUACACCUACCCACCACCAACAAACGCAUCUGAUGAGAGAUCUGCAGAGGAUGCUCAUAACAGGGAGCUACAGAUGUGUAAUAUGGAGAAGCACGAUAUCUUGGAGUUUGAGACUCACCUUGCAGCAGCUUCAACUAAGACCCAGAUUACCGAGGCGACCAGUCUUUUCCUGCCCCUCUUGAUGUCCAUGGACAAACAUGGUGCUGCAAGAAAGCCACCAGCAAGUGUUCUUGAAGAACUCCGUAAGUUAAAUCAUCGUGUGCAGUUAGGAAUUCGUUUGUGUAGAAGUAGAAACCCAGACUUCCUGUUGGAAAUCAUUCAAAGACAGGGAACAUCACAAUCCAUGCCGUGGUUGGCUGACCUUGUUAAUUCAUCAGAAAGCUCUCUAGACGUGUUGCCUGUCCAGUGUCUUUGUGAAUUCCUGUUACACGAUUCAGUCAACGCAAGUGAAGACAGGCAAUUUGAGGUUGAAACCGAAGAAGAGCAGAAUCAAAAAAGACAGAAAAUCAACAAGCAUGAGCAGUUGUUACGGCGUUUACAGUUCCUUAUCAGCGGAACUCAAAGUGAAGCACAAGCCACUUGCGAGGUCCUUGACUACUUCCUCCGCAGACUCAGCUCCCAGCAUCGCUCAGCCAGAAUUCAAGCUUCCAAGGCACUCUCUGAUGUACUGUCAAAUGAAGACCAAUAUUCGGCAACUGUCUCUGAUGAAGCGGACACAUACUGCAGUAAAUUGAUAGAGACACACGCCUGGCUACUACAAGCUAUGCCCUCCUUAUUACAUUUUGAUUCUGUCCAAGAACAGGCUUGCCACGCCCUUACACAAGCAUGCCAAGUAGAAACGGAUCCACAAGCCAUCGCGGCAUACUUAGUGUUUCUUUCAAGUCAAGCUCCAAUACACCAGCUGCAUAAUAUGGCAAGUCUAGCCCUGGACUUGGCUCAGUUGAUUGUUGAAAGGCCAACCAUAAUGCAUUGCGUUUUAUGCCGAGACAAAGAGACCAACGAAGUUGCCGACCAAUCAUUGGCGGCCAUGAUCGCAAUAUUCAGUAGAUAUUUAAGGAAAGCAACACUACAAAAGGAAGAAGCAUACUCAUGGUCUGAUACACAAGACCAAGUGUUUGUUCGAUGGCCUGGCGGUCAAGCGGCCACUGUCAACAUCCUGGUAGUACAUGCUAUGGUCAUCCUUUUAACAUACGGCCAGCCAAAAUGUAAGAGUGAGUUUUUGUUUUUGCUCGAUGCUUGGUUUCCCGAAGACAGUGCCCCUCCAUCUGCGUUUCUUGUUGACACAUCAGAAGAAGCGCUUCUUUUACCUGAUUGGUUGAAGCUCAGGAUGAUACGCUCCACUGUACCAAGACUUGUUGACGCAGCUCUGCAUGAUUUAGAGCCAGCCCAGUUAAUAUUAUUUAUCCAGUCUUUUGGGAUACCAGUUGCUAGUAUGGGGAAACUGAUGAGUCAUCUGGAUAACGCUGUCCACAAUGACUUUGCAUCAAUGGAACAAGCGGUUGUGGACAAGUCGUACAUGGCACAGUUAGUGGAAGUACAGCACAUGAGAGGGGCUAGUGGAGGCCAUGAUUUCCUUAGGCUGCUAGGAUGCGGUCAACAAGAGCCCGCUAAAGAUGAUGUUGUGAUGGAGUCGGUAGAACCAGAAGUGAUUGUGCAGAAGGUGAGGUUGAAGCAAGUGCAGCAUAGAGACACCAGUGAGUGGAAACUUGUCCUAACACAGGUUUUUAAAGCAGAUGACAAAAAUAGAACAGCAUUGAAAUUAUUAAGAGACAUUCAGCGAAUAUCCUACAACAGCGGCACACAGGCUGAAGCAGGACGCAAGUGUAUGGCAAGUCUACUGCAAGCUGUUCACCAACUGGUAACAGAAGACCAAGAAUUCUUAAACAACUUCAUUAACCGUCACAGUAUCUCAUCAUGUUUCCUUAAUCUUCUUAUAACUUAUCAGAAUUCAUGUAAAACAGGUAGCAAUCAGUUACUCAAUGAACUGCUUGAGAGACUCGGACAAAGGCUUUCCUCCAGCCAAACAACUCCACUCUCAAACGUCAUCAAACACGCUAAAGCCAAACUGGCAAGAUCAACUGCCUUCACUAUUGAAAAUGUUAGCUUUAGCAAGUUGCAGUUGGAUGAAAUACUGCAAGACUGCUUUGGCCAGGCGGCUCAGUCCACAUCAAUCAAAGUCAGAUCUAAACAGAUCGUUGAUGUUUUGUCUGAGGAUGCAAGAUUGAAGACUGCAAUUCAGCAAUCCAAAGAUGAACUAUCCACAGAUGGAGAACUACUGGAGUCUACGGCAGGGUUACUGGUUGAUUGGUUUGAGCUAUUACAGCCAGAAAUCGUAGAUGCUGCUUCAGAAUUCCAGCAAUGGCUACUCUUUUCAAGAAAGAUAAAAAGUGAUAGUAGUGGGAAAAAGCAGUAUUCAGGGAGUGCAUAUCUACUAGCUGUACUCACUCAUCAAGCGAACUGGGAACAUUUAAACCACUGUAUCUCAUGGCUUCUGACAUUGGAUGACCAACAACUGAACAAGAUACAGGCAUCAGCUGCCCUUGACUUUAUUUGGGCUUGUCUUCACAUUCCAAAGAUUUGGCAGGGCAGGACAUUCAAGGCGCAAGAGAGCCUGUCAGGGGAGAAUGUAUUGUGUCUGUCUGCACGGCAGGUCUGUACCCUUGCGCGCUACAUAAUCACAGAAGCUGAGGCCCUGUCGAUGGUUCAUGAUGCCAACUCGGAGGAAAACAGACACAAAAAUGGACAUUCGUCAGACAUUAUACAAGCAAGACUGCCAUUGCUGCUUAACUGCUGCCAAGAUAAUGGCAGAGCCAUGGAUGAACUUGUCGCUCACUUAUCAAGCAAGAUGAUGCUCAGCAAUAGCCAGUCCAGUCUUUACCAAACCUUGCUUCUAGAGCUCUACAUCCAAACACCUGUGGAGAGUGAUUUGGUUGCCAUGGUGAACCUAGGUGAUGUGCUCAUGAGUAACAACCAUGCAAAGGUGGACGCAUUAACACACAGACUGCUGCUGUCAUUGGUGGAUGUACACAACCAGGACAAGUGGAAAACAAAGGUAUCCAAAGCAAACUCAGCAUGUAGAAAGCUAGCCUCUGUUCACCCAAUCCUCAUGCUAAGACAACUUGGAAUGAUAUCCGUGCUGUGUCAGGGUCGCACCAACGUCAGCUUCCAUGAGUUCAGGAACCGAGGUCUCACCGUAUUUUUCAUGAAUAUCUUGGGUUUGAUGGAACUGCUAGAGCCUCAGCUGUUUAAGCAAGAUGUCAAUGCAUUUCACUCAAUCCUUGAUGCCUACUUUGGGGUGAUUAAGCGUUAUGGAGUUCAUAAGAAGGCAUUUGAGGUUAUGUACCGGCGUUUUGUAGUGUUGCUUUAUGAGUACAAUGCAUUCUGCCCCACUGCUGCACAAGCCAUCCUUGAAAAGUAUGCCACUAUUCUAAAUGAAUUAUCACUGGUGCUACCUGACCUACACCAAUUAAAAUGCAUACUGGCUGGCAUAACGCUGACGCAUACGUCCAAGGAUCAUGCAGAUAAUACAGACAACACCUUCAAGGCAGAGACGGCUGAGGAGGUGUUUGGCUUACCUAGCAGAGACAGCACGGCCUCUCCCACUUUGCUUGUGUGUAAGGACCAGAUUUGGGGACCAUCUUUGAUAGCCAAAUUCACUGAUAGAUUAAGUAGCCACCAGGAUUUUGAAGAUGUCACAGAUGCUUUGCAUGACCUUGAUGAGCAGUCAAGUAGAAUCCCACAGGUCCUUGACAACUUUGCAGCAGACCUGAUGAGGUUAAUGUGUGCUCCUUCUGUUGAGUGUAGAAUUAUGGCAUUUUCUCUCAUCAUUAAACUUCUUCGCCAGAAUCCAAGCACAUCCAUCAAGUUUCUGCCAGCAUUCUUGCAAUGUUUAGACAGCUCAGACAAUGAAGUUAUCGAGACAGCGCUUAAACAUUUGCCAGAGUUUUGUCUACUCUGUCAAGAAUCGGCUCGCAUUCUUCUUGAGAAAGCUUUUCGUGUUGGAGUUGAGAAGAAGCUUGAUGCUACAGCGAUCAUAAGCGACACCAUGCAACUACUUAAUAUGGAGAUGUUAUCAUCGUAAAAUGGCAAUCAGGUUGACACGUCACAGAGUCACCUGACCAACCAUGGUCAUGUGAUGCCCAUCCACCAUGGCCAUGUGAUUGCUGUAGUAAUACUGUAUAUUGUAUCAACUGCAAUUCUGAAUAAUAUUUGUAGAGAUUUUGGAUAAUUAUGCUUACUUGUUGCUAUUGAUAUGGAACAGUAUAAUUUUGUUGGUUUUGAUUGGGGUGGGCUGUACUUGAGAGAAAUUUUAAUUACACUGGAGGCUAGUUAGCACUUCAUGACCGCAAGGAAUAAGCCCUAAAGGGCACCAAGUAACAAGUGAUUUGUCCAGUGUUUUUUUCUGUUAAUACUGAUUAUUAUUAUUAUUAAUAGAGAUAAACACUAUGAUGUGGUACAGUAGUAGAAUUUUUUUGUAAAAUGGAAUGUGUUAGGGUUCAUCAUAAGUUGGCGUUCCAACUUCCUAUCCAACCUUAAUGUCAUCAGGGAGUUGGUGAUUGGUCCUCAUUUUGACAGUUGACCAGUGGCUGAUAGCACCCUGUCCAGUAAUUUUCAUCCAGUAUCUGCAGUAUACUUCCACUCUUAUUAGGAGCCUAUUUUUAAUUUAGAAAAUCCUAAUAACAAAAUUACCACUUAGUCAUGUCUAUUACCUUUCAGCCUAAAUACAUAAUGCUUUUAAAGCUAAGAAUAAAUAAAUGAUAUUCCCACUUCAUUAGUGCUAUUCAACUUAUAAAGUUGCCCCUUAAAAAUGAGUACCUUAGUUGAGAGCUUUGCUAAAUACAUCGGUUGUAGUAUUUAAAGGUGAAGUGUGUAAAAAUUUUAUUUAAAAUGUAUCUACAGACCGGUAAGUGUAAACAUUAAACAUUUGCUAAGACAAAGAACACUUUUUUUUAUUAAUAUUAUACAAAAUAAAAUGCAGAUAUUCAAAUUAUUGAAUAAAGUAUACACAAAAAUGACAG